Messenger RNA from Lutra lutra (Eurasian river otter), 1648 nucleotides. RefSeq names its product LY6/PLAUR domain containing 8 (gene LYPD8). The record is from RefSeq and is a predicted model, not a curated record. NCBI's taxonomy places the organism in Eukaryota, Metazoa, Chordata, Mammalia, Carnivora, Mustelidae. Gene Ontology annotation, biological process: defense response to Gram-negative bacterium.
UAUAAGGCCCUUCACACACCUGCUGUAAUCCUGUGGCAGGAUCCACCUUCUGCAGGGCAGUCUCCAGGCCAGACUCUGAAGGCAUAAAGUUCUGCACCACAGUCCUCAUCCUAGAGAGACACCGGGUCCUGCACCAUGAAGGGCAUUCUUGUUGCUGCCAUCAUCACAGGAUUCAUGGUGGCAGCUGUAGAAUCCCUACAUUGUGUGCAGUGUAAUUCAUUGACAAACCCUUGUAACAACAGUAUCAUCACUGAGUGUCCCCCAGAUAACAAUGCCAGCUGUACCAGUUUCAUGACCAACUCUUCUUUAGGAGCAGCCAACAUAUACCAGGACAAAGCCUGCUCUGCAGAGAACUGCAGGGAAGGCAGAGACAUGGUUGAAACCUUCACUGUCCAAGUGUCUGAUAACAUACACUUCCACUUUGUAAGCCAGUGCUGCCAAGGAAAGGAGUGCAACAAGACCAGUGAUGCUCUGGGUGGCUCCUCCGUGGAAGAUAUGUCCAGCAACAUAGAGUGUCCUGCAUGUUAUGGAUCUAAUGAAAGUUCCUGUAAUGAGCAAUUCAGGAAAUGUUAUAAAGAAGAACGGUGUGUCAAUCUAGUUGCAGAAUUUAAGAAUGAGACUAAGAAGCUCGUGCUGAGGGGCUGUUCCAACAUCAGCAACUCCACCUGUCAGUUCCUGUCUGCUGAGAACCAGACAGUUGGAGGAGUCAUCUUCUGAAAGUUCGAGUGUGUAGACAGUGCUAACUCCUCCUUAACUGCUAUUCCCAACCCAACCCUGACCACCCCUCCUGCCAGCAGCUCCAAUGCCUCCUCAGCACCCACCUCCAAUGAGCCCACCACCCCGGACACUGGCUCCAAAGUCUCCUUCACCCCUGUGGCCCUUGCCAGCCUCCUCCUGCUGGGGCUGCUGAUCUGAGGUCCAUCCUGCCCUCAGCUGCUUCACCUUUCCCCUAUUUAACUGCUCAGUAAAUAGCAGCCACAGCCCUCCAGGCAAAGCCCUGUAACAGCUGCAUUUUUCUGCAUUAUUAAAGCACUGUUCACUGGCUGUCCUCAUAGGUUCCUUUGCAUCAAUUCCUAGUUCCUUGCAUUGAAAUCUGUGCACCUUAGUGUGUGGGCUCCUAGAACAUCCGUAAUUCCCGUCCAGCUUGAGUUUGAGAAACACAGCUUUCACUUUGUUGUCACUUUCUGCCUGCAGCCCUGACUUCUGGGGACUUAUCUGCCACCAUCCCCACCCACACACUGAGGGCGUGCCCAGCCAUGCCUGUAAUGUCUUGUGUUGUCCCUAGCACAGAUAUCUGUCCCUUCAGUGAUUGUCCAGGCUCUGGUCCCAGGCCCAUAGUGACAUAGUCCACAGGACCCAAAGAGGGGUGCAGAGGGGUUGCAGAAGCCUGGCAGACUCCCCUGCCUAACCUCCCAGGCAGAGACAUAAUGUUGUUGGUGCUCAGGCUGACCAGAUAUCUCAUAGCCUUGUACAGAAUGGAACAUAGCUACGGAGCCCCAGUCCCUUUUCUCAGAGAACCUAUAAUCAAAGGCAGAGUUUUUGACUCCAUGUCUGAUACCCAGGGAGCAAGAAAGCUGUUCAAUACAAUAUGCACAGAAGUCCAGGUUUGGCAAAUAAGCUGGGUCUUGAGCUGGACUUGGGAGAAUGG